UUGGCAGAUCACGUGUUUCAACACAAAGCACCUUACUACAGCACCAGGGAUGGACACAGCAUGCUUAACCACCAAGAAGCUCAAGGUUCUCAUCUUGUUGCUACUCGUCUCUCAUCUGGCCUGUGACGCUCAGGAGGUUGCCAACUGUUGCAGACAGAAAUCCCUCUCCUGCCGUCUUUACGUCCUGCUCUGUCGCCCAGGUAAUGGGACGGGGACAAGGGGACCCCUCACUGAUGACGCAGCCGCUGGAAUCCUCACACUCGGUAAACGGAAAGAAACUGAUGACCGGCGCUUCCAGAGCCGGUUGAGUCAGCUACUCCACGGGUCACGGAAUCAAGCGGAGGGAAUCUUAACGAUGGGGAAGAGGACGGAAGACACAGCAGAACCGCUCACGCGCUUGUUUCCCACUUUAGAGACGGCCCCCACUAACACGGCCCAGUUGGUUUUACAACUACCGUUCAAGUGACUCAUCUGGAAAACAUCAAUGUUGACGCAUCAUUUUUGAGGGACUGCGUCAAACAUGUAUAUAUGAAAACAUGGGUUUUGGGUCAAAUGUUCCUUUAAGAUUGAAUUUGUUUGUGGAGUAGGUGUGUUAGUAAUGUUGUAAAUAUUGUAUAUGAUCUCAUUGGUGUAAUAAAUGUGAUAACGUUCACGUAGCACAGUUGAACUUGCUUCCCUGGUGCCUCUGUAUUUUAGGUGAUGGGGAAAGUAAAUAUGAAGAAAGUGACUGUCAUGAGGGUUGAGUCAUCUAGUUGUGUCUAUGUUAUGGCAUCACAUCACUGGCAUCACAGUCAGACAACCCCAAUAGCCCCAACCAGCCCAAAUCAUCAAUGCCUCAAUCAGCCAUGAGCACGUCUGGAUGGGUAGGUGUGUUUGUUCGAGUGUACGUCCCAGAAAUGAACUUUUCCCAGAAAUACCUUGGUUUCUGUGAAAGCUGGAGGUCUGCUGUAUUUUCCAUCUCUCUUUCAUUCUAACCUGCCCUCCCUCUCCAAACUGACUCCAUGAUUCUUCCUCUUUCACAGCUUUUCUCAU
Oncorhynchus gorbuscha (pink salmon) is the source of this 1032-nucleotide messenger RNA. Its product is annotated as orexin-like. The coding region runs from base 50 to 466 and encodes 138 amino acids. NCBI's taxonomy places the organism in Eukaryota, Metazoa, Chordata, Actinopteri, Salmoniformes, Salmonidae. The record is from RefSeq and is a predicted model, not a curated record. Gene Ontology annotation, biological process: neuropeptide signaling pathway; feeding behavior. The transcript is spliced from 2 exons.